UGGUCUUCUCGCCCUCACCUUCUCGGUUCUUCUGAACCACCUUCUUAAGUGGCGAGUGGGCUUCGAAUCACGCAGAGGUUUAUUGCAUGGGAGUCAUCAGAUCGAUCCAUGAGGUGCUGAGCGCCAGAAGCUAGAAAUGGAGUGUGGGGACGUCAUGUGUUAAAACCAUGCAAUUUGCUUCAUCCUUCGAGUCUUCAGUGUUGAUCUUACCGGUUCUCAAGCCAAAACCUUAACCGCUGAGCUUGUACGCAGGUGGUGGGCGAUCUCGUAACAAGCCACUGCAGCAUUGAGCUUCGAUUCGAUGCCGAGGUCGAGAGCGUCGGAAUUGCCGCAGAGGCAGCCGCAGCGAGCGGCGCCUCUUCACCUGAAGACCAACUCUGAGGCCAACAGCCACCAACGCUCAGUCGACCGCCGUGCGAAGCCGGAAGAUCGCCGAUCCCCUCGUAGUCCCUUGCACGAGAAGAAGCGCGGCACUGGAGUCUCCGACGUGGAGACCAAGCUUGGCGAAGCGCAGGAGGAGCUCAAGAUGCUAAGGGACCGGCUGGCUUUGGCCGAAGCCGCGAAGCUCGAUGCUCAACGAGCUCUCGAGAUGGCCAAGAAGCAGAUACCCUCUGCUAUCCCAGUAGUGAAAGCAGAAGAAGCGGAGAAUCUUCUGCUUCAGCAGGACUCCGAAGAGACGUCAGAAGUCACGCAGGAGGCGAAGAUUGAAGAGGAGAGCGUCGAUUCCGCGCGCACUACUGAUGUCUUCGAAGUCGUAGCACCGACCGAGCCCACAAACGUAGAGAACGACGAUCACAGCAAGCCCGGAGAAGAAGCGACAGUAACCGAGAAAGAGGAGGAGGAUAAGGAGGAGGAGGAAGCUAAAACAGCAGUCGAGAACGAGAAAUACGGGAAAGAUCAAAUGGUAGACAAGAAAGAGGAACAACAGCGCGGCGGGGUAGAGCUUCCGAAUUUGCUCGACUUGGUUGAACUCGAGGACACGACAGAGGUGGGAAUUGUGCUGGAGGAGAACAUGUUCGCUAAGACGACAGCGGAGUCGCAGACCGUGAGAACUGCCGACGCAGCACGAGCCAAGGAAGAGGAGCUCGCAGAGAAGCUGAGAUCAACGGAGGAGGAGCUGAAACAGAGCAGGGAGAAAGAGGAGCUGCUGACGGAGCAGCUGCAAGCGGCAGUAGGGGCGAAGUCGAUGCUCGAGGAGGAAAUGAAGCGGCUGAGGGUGCAGACAGAGCAGUGGCGAAAGGCCGCCGAAACAGCUGCCGCGGCGCUGGCAGCCGGCGACGAUGUCGGGCACGAGGAAUGGGGUCCGGCGCUGAUGGACGGGGAUGCGAUGAGGGAGGAAGGGGCCGUGGGGAAGCGGAAGGGGGCGGGUGUUCGGGUCUUUGGUGACCUCUGGAAGAAGAAAGGUCAGCGCAAGUAGAGAUCGGAUCAGCCGUUCGGAUUGCCUUUUGAUGCCGCGCCGUGUCUGUUUGCUUUGGUUUGGUUUGGUGGAUGGUUGUAUCUGCGUCUCUUCCCACGCCGCUGUUAAACCACAGACAGUGUUGCAGAUUUGACGACAAUGGAUCGGAUAAUAUAUAAGAUUAUAUAAGAGAAUCAAAUGUUUUCCCAGAAGAACAUAAUUUGAAGUUGGGAAUAUAUCAUUUUAUGUGAUGGGUAAUUAUAUCUACUGUCGAAUGCAUCAUUCGAUAGCAAGCUUCUCCUUCCUCGAGUGAAGUCAUGUUGAGGUUGAGCAGCCGAUGACAGAGGGACGAUGGCAGACGUAGGUCAAGUCACUGCGCCUCCAGUGGCAGGUUCACAUGGGCCUCACACACAGCUCACACUACAAGGUCGGCGACGAAGGAUGACAACUCGCGUCUUCUUUCUCAGCACCGCUCGUGUGCCGUGCCACCGCAAGCCAUUGAUUCCAUGCGCCAGAAACUGGAUGCCUGUGAUGUCGUGCUGUGGCCAACGGUCUCAAGGAGGUCCUCCGAGUGCUCACUGCAUUGCUCAAUCACCAAUUUCCAAGCUCUGCGACUCACUGCAUGUCUCUGACUGCUCUUAGCAGCUGGCAACUUUCUUCCCAGCUGUUUGCUGAAGGAGUUGUUCUUCUGUUCCACAUCCUUAAGCAAAUGAACAACAUCUAGAGCA
Musa acuminata AAA Group (dessert banana) is the source of this 2124-nucleotide messenger RNA. Its product is annotated as interactor of constitutive active ROPs 1-like. The record is from RefSeq and is a predicted model, not a curated record. The transcript has 3 exons. Bases 302 to 1417 code for a protein of 371 amino acids. NCBI's taxonomy places the organism in Eukaryota, Viridiplantae, Streptophyta, Magnoliopsida, Zingiberales, Musaceae.